Schistocerca americana (American grasshopper) is the source of this 2176-nucleotide messenger RNA. RefSeq lists its product as uncharacterized. Gene Ontology annotation, biological process: G protein-coupled receptor signaling pathway. The record is from RefSeq and is a predicted model, not a curated record. Gene Ontology annotation, molecular function: G protein-coupled receptor activity. The transcript is spliced from 11 exons. The coding region runs from base 103 to 1845 and encodes 580 amino acids. Gene Ontology annotation, cellular component: membrane. Lineage: Eukaryota; Metazoa; Arthropoda; Insecta; Orthoptera; Acrididae.
CGACUGUCUUCUCAGUUCUCUCCGGACGUGAGCCGCAGUUCCCGCUCGAUACUUACCGCUGCUGUCGCCGCUGCGUGCCGCUCUUUAUCUGGUUGCGAGGCGAUGCUGUGUCCGUGGCAACGUCUGCUGCCACUGGUGCUGGCUGUCUGGGCCUCAGUGUCGAGCGGAGAUCUGUUGGUGCGCAAGUGCUGCGGCCAGCAUCAGUUCAUGGACGACAAACACGUGUGUCGUGACGCAAACGCCAGCCAGGACAACAGCGACGACCCCUGGUGGUGGCUGCCCAAGAGCUCCGUCAGUCUCAACAACACCUUCGUUGAGCCGGAGAACGUGGCGCGGGUUCUGUCUGGCGUGAGAGCCGAGUACAACGCGACAGCCACCUGCGACCAGGAGUCGCAGCUCGAGCUGGUGAACUUGCCCGGAGAAGACAUGGACGAGUUUCACCUGCAUAUAGGGUCUCAACAGGUGGAGCUGCAGGUGCUGGUCCUGGACACGGCCCCAGAGGGCGCGCUGGUGCCGGCGACCUCCUUCUGCGUGGACGGCGUGCGCGUGGGCAGCAGGAUCCUGCACGUCGCCUUCGCCUGCGUGUGUGCGGGGGCGGCUCCCUGCGUGCGCAAGUGCUGCAAGGACUACCAGGCCUACGACCCCGAUGGCGACGGCCGCUGCGUCCAAGUCUCGGACGAGGAGUGGGACAGGGACCCGGAUAUCGGCUUCUGGCGGCCCACGCUGCAGGACCGUACAGCCAUCCCGAAGCACUUUGUGGUACGCGCCCGUAAGCCGCGCUGCAGCCUGAGGACCUACAGCACACAGGGCAACGCGUCCGGCUUCGUCUUGCGCGACGACGGCCACCUGCUGGUGCCGACCGGGGCGUGGCUAGCGCCGGAGGAGUUCUGCGCGGAGCGCGUGCUGUUCAGGGACUCCUGGCUGGUGGUGUUCGCGUGCCUGCAGCCCGCGGCUGCGUCGUCGGCGCUGCACGUGGUGGAGGGCGUGCUGCUGGCGCUGGCGUUCGUCAUACAGUUCACGUUCCUGGCAGCCUUCUUCUGGCUGAACGUCAUGUGUAUCGACAUUUCCUGGACCUUCACCGGGAUGCGCACGACGCGCUGCCCGGCGCUGGAGCGCGACCGCCGCCGCUUCCUGUGGUACUCGGCCUACGCCUGGGGCUGCACUGCUGCCAUCUGCGCGGCCGCCGUCGGCGCCGAGUUCUCACCCGCCGUGCCCGAAGACUCGCCCUUCAAGCCCAACAUCAAUAAGGGCACCUGCUGGUUCAAAGGGAAGCCGGCGACGCUGCUGUACUUCUAUGGGCCGAUGGCGCUGCUGCUGGUGUCGAACCUGUGCCUGUUCGCGUACACCGCGGGCCGCAUCUGCGUGGCGCGGCGCGGCUCCGGCAUCUUGCGAAAGUCGGGCAGCCAGCGACACCACGGGGGCGGCAAGAGGCGCCAGCAGCAGGAGCAGCAGAAGGAACUGGGGCCGGAGCAGGCGCGCAGGGAGCAGCGCAAGGACCGCGAGAGGCUGGCCCUGUACGGCAAACUGUUCGGCCUAAUGGGCGUAACGUGGCUGAUGGAGAUCGUGUCGUGGGCAGUGGGCGGGCCUGCCUACGUGUGGAUCGUGACUGACCUGGUGAACGUAAUGCGGCCGGCGUUCAUCUUCUACAUCUUCUGCUGCAACCGCACCGUCGUGAGGCAGCUGCGCACCAAGCUACCCGGCAGCUGGCCCUGCGCACUUGCGCCCUCCCAAGGUGGCGACAGCGUCCGCUCCGGGGGCGGCAGCAGCAGCGGCGCCCACUCCAGACCCACCGGCACCGCCUCCACCUCCGCCAACGCCCUCGAGAUGGCCAGCCUCCGCUCCUGAUGACGCUACCGCGUACCGAAACGUCGCGCACCAGCUGCGGGUGGCCAGCGACUUAGGACGUCUCCCGACGUAACACAGUCUUAUCCGUGUCGUGGACGCGUAAUGAUCGAGAGGUUACCUUCGUGAAACUCUACAAUAUCUAUUGCUGUAAUCUACUAGUAUUAUCAAAGUACCUGUCAUUUACAUUGUCAAAGAAAGUGUAGAUUUUUUCAGAUGCAUUAGAAUACUCACAAAUUUUAUUAUCUGGUGUGUAAUAAAAUAUUUCAAACCGCAACAAAUAAUCUGUAAUGUUGUUAUACUUGAGACUAAGUAAAGUCAUUCAUCCUUUGUA